AUGUGCACAUAUUAUGAAAAAUUGGCUUCGCAGAGGGCGUACCCGUCAGUAUCUAAUGCAACUUCCAAAGUUGAUAUUCAUUUAGAGGAUAUUUCUCGCACUUUGCGCGAUCAAAUGGAUCAAGAGUUUUCACAGUCCAAUUUCACAGUGCAAACUUCACCAUCUUUAUCGAUGUGCGAAGUGCGACCAGAACAACUUGAAAAAACAAAGCCAGAAUACGAAGAAUCUAAGUCCUCGCACUCGGAUUCGAAUGAAGUGCAAAAAACCGGAUUUGAUUUGACGGACCCAGGAAAUUGGCCAUGGUUAGAAAAAAUUACUGACCAACAACGGUCUUUGUUUAGAAGUCAUUAA
Molecule: messenger RNA, 351 nt
Organism: Parnassius apollo (apollo)
Lineage: Eukaryota; Metazoa; Arthropoda; Insecta; Lepidoptera; Papilionidae
Source: the annotation of a GenBank genome assembly